GCAGCACAGCCGAAUCGUGUCAGUCGAGAGCCGCGCGUCAGAGACCACGGGUUGUUGUUGUGCUACACGUCGUGAAGAGGGAGAGAGAGAGCCGCGCAGUUCACCGCAUCACACCACUCUCCCGGGGAGUGAACCGCCUCCGCCGUCGUCGUCGUCGUGAUCCCCGAAGGACAGGACACGCCCUGCAGCUCCUUUCCUCCGCCAUGACCCUCCUGCCCGAGACCGUGUCUGCAGCCCCCGGGCGCGCGCUGGCGGUGGCAGCGGGGGCGGCCGUGGCGGUGGGCCUGGGGGUGGCGGCGGCGCGCAGCCUGGCCGGCCCCCGCCCGCCCCCCGAGUCGCAGUGGCGCCGUGUCGGCACCCUCUCCGAGCUCGCCCUCUUCCCGCUCAAGUCCGGCCGGCCCCUCUACACCGACUCGCUGCUCGCCACUCGAGAGGGCGUCUGUCAGGGCGCCCUCCGCGACAGGGUGUUCGUCGCCGUCAACCGCAACGGGUGCUUCGUGUCCGGGCGCACGCACCCGGGUCUCAUGAAGAUCGACGUGAAGGCCGUGCCCAAGGACGGCAAGUCCCUUGACGACGUGGUGUUCGAGUUCCACAGCAGCCGGGUGCCCACCCCGCUGAAAGUGGAUCCGGCAGACCUGGCCGGCUUUGCGAAGAAGAAGAUAUCCGUCCAGGGCACUAGCGUGUCCGCCGUAGACUGCGGGGAUGAGGCCGCCGCCUGGAUCCGGAGGGCGACCGUCGACGCGGAGGUGCACGGCGAGGCCACGGCCAUCGCGGACCUGCGCCUGGCCUUCUUCCCCUCGCAGCGCACCGACCGAGCGCCGUACAAAGUGGCGUCUCCCGAGGUCAUGGGGAUCUACUCCGACAUGACCGCCUACCACCUGACGACCAGCUCAUCCUUGGCGGCGCUCAACGCCAAGCUGGACAGCCCCGUCACGACCCUCAACUUCCGGCCCAACUUCUUGGUGGACGGGACCAACGCCUUCGAGGAGGACGGCUGGUCCUGGGUUCGCAUCGGCGACAAGGCCGUGUUCCGCGUGGUGAUGCCGUGCGGCAGAUGCCUCCUCACAACCGUCGACCCGGAGACUGGAGUCAAGGCUGAAAACGUCGAACCGCUGAGGACUCUGAAUGCGAUCCGGAAGCCGAACGCGGAGCAGACCAAGAAGAUGGGGGGCAACUCGGGCAUGUUCGGCAUCAGGUUGGGCAUCCACUCGAUGGGACAGGUGUCUGUGGGCGAUGCCGUGUACGUCGCAUCGUGAGAUGUUUAAGCUGGCCAUAAUCUUGAAUUUUAGUGAGGGCACUGAAACUAAAUGGUAAAUUUUUGUGUGUUUUAUUUUGUGUCUGAAAAAGUGAUAAUAAAAGAAGCCGUACUAUUCAA
Molecule: messenger RNA, 1375 nt
Organism: Frankliniella occidentalis (western flower thrips)
Lineage: Eukaryota; Metazoa; Arthropoda; Insecta; Thysanoptera; Thripidae
Product: mitochondrial amidoxime-reducing component 1
Exons: 7
Coding region: 204-1256 (350 amino acids)
Molecular function (GO): molybdenum ion binding; pyridoxal phosphate binding; catalytic activity
Source: RefSeq, a predicted model, not a curated record